AUGCCACUUUUCUCUUCCUAUCGACGCUCCCGCCAGCCUGAGGACUCAUUACAAUUGAGCUUGCCACCUACCCAGGCUUCCUCUUCUUCGAGUCUUACGACCUAUGUACAGGAUCCAAUGCCACCGGCAGAGAUUCAAAUUCCUACCUCUGCAGAAGUCACGAUGACAUGGAAUACUGACGCACUGAACGAGGGCCAGCAAAUCACGAUAUCCAUGGGACAGGGGCAAGAAGAACAAUUAGUUCUCGAGAACACUGUUGAUGAGCCACCUUCGCCCAUCGAACCACCCCCUGAUUAUGACGUCGCUCGUAUACCUACAUAUCCUGUCGUGUAUACCUUCUCGAGCUUAGGGCCCAGCAGUAGCGCUAUGAUUCUGGUGCCAACACAGGAUUCUCCGGACACCCGACCAAUCUACCACAUCUCGGUUGGCCAUGACCCUUUCUUUCCCAUGUCUUUCAUAACAUCUGUAGUGAGAGGUGGACACGCAGAAGGUGAUUAUGUAGGCGGAUUUAAGACGAUUCAAGCUUAUCGAAUGAUUGGUACCAAUAGGUGGUUGCCGACACCUGCGUCGGAGACUGUAACAAUACGGGGAUUUGAGUAUCCAAUGCCCGGCCUGUUUGUCAAAAACAAUAAGAAUGGCCUCAAACAUUUCCAAUGGGGCAACAAAUUGAAAGAACAAUAUCGCCUAACAUGGGCCUGCCCCGCUUUUCCUGGUGCUCGUGUGUAUACAUGCUAUAAGCAGGGCCAUGAAACCCAACCUCUCGCAAAAUUUACUCCGACGAACGAGCUACUGCGCAGGAAUACACCCUUCCCAGAGGCUAAAUUGGAAAUUAUGCCAAUCGGCCAUGGUCUGUUUGAUGAUAUCUUGAUUUCCGUGCUAUUGUUAGAGCGAAUGCGACGUGUAACGUAUAAUUCAAUGGGAAGUUGA
Molecule: messenger RNA, 927 nt
Organism: Psilocybe cubensis
Lineage: Eukaryota; Fungi; Basidiomycota; Agaricomycetes; Agaricales; Agrocybaceae
Exons: 6
Coding region: 1-927 (308 amino acids)
Source: RefSeq, a predicted model, not a curated record